Messenger RNA from Xiphophorus maculatus (southern platyfish), 566 nucleotides. Its product is annotated as L-rhamnose-binding lectin CSL3-like. Bases 22 to 426 code for a protein of 134 amino acids. Lineage: Eukaryota; Metazoa; Chordata; Actinopteri; Cyprinodontiformes; Poeciliidae. Gene Ontology annotation, molecular function: carbohydrate binding. The transcript has 7 exons. The record is from RefSeq and is a predicted model, not a curated record.
UUGAUUCUUCAUCACAACAAGAUGAAAUUCGUCCUUUUUACUUUGUUCCUUUGUGGAUUCGUCCUGGAAAUCAAUGCUGGACGUGGUUUUCAAAAACCGAAAAAACCAAGGUCGUUUGCAGGAAUAAGAACUGUUGUGGCAUGUGAGGGAUCAGAGGCUCAAAUAUCGUGUGCGAAUGAGGAUAUAUUUGUGAUCGGUGCUAUAUAUGGACGCAGCGAUCGGAUGACGUGCUCCUAUGGGAUACCUGCAGAGCAGACGAAGAACACUAAUUGUGCUACGAAGGCAGAAUCCGUGUUUCAGAAAUGCGAGGGGAAAUCAGCGUGCGCUGUCUUAGCCAGCAGCGCUGUGUUCGGAGAUCCCUGUGUUGGGACCUACAAGUACCUGGAGGUGCUAUAUCUAUGUGAAAUUCCAUUUGCAACUGAAUGAAGCGACGAUCAGAUCUGCUGUGCUGAGGAUGAAAUGCAUCAUAAUCAGUAACAUCUACAGACGUUGUGAUCCACUGAUGUGCAGCUUCAUCUGUCUUCAGUUUCUUUUUAUGUUUACUUAGCAUUUUAUUUGUUUUUCUU